AGUAGGGGUUUGCUCAAUUUCAAGAAAAGAAUAGGAAGUUGCAGCUUUUGUUCUUGUUUUUGUGUUAGUAGUGGUUAUUCUUGGGUGCUAAAGUCAUUAUGUCCAUUGUCCAAUACCAAACGUGCUUAUAAGCUGCAGGAAUUCGUAGCUCAUUCUACGAGUGUAAAUUGCCUCAAGAUUGGGAGGAAGACAUCGAGAAUUCUUCUAACUGGGGGAGAAGAUUACAAGGUCAAUCUUUGGGCAAUUGGCAAACCAAAUCCGACUGCUAGCCUCUCAGGUCAUUCUAGCGGUAUUGAUUCUGUUUGCUUUGACUCCUCUGAAGUGUUUGUAGCUGCGGGAGCAGCAAGCGGUACAAUUAAGCUCUGGAAUUUAGAGGAGGCAAAGAUUGUUCGCACCCUUCCUGGUCACAGAUCAAACUGUAUAUCCUUGGACUUUCAUCCCUUCGGUGAAAUUUUUGCUUCUGGUUCGUCGGACACAAAUUUGAAGAUAUGGGACAUUAGACUAAAAGGGGGUUGUAUUCACACCUACAAGGGCCACACCAGAGGGGUAAAUGCAAUCAGAUUUACGCCAGAUGGCCGUUGGGUCGUAUCCGGUGGAGAGGACAACACUGUCAAGCUGUGGGAUCUCACUGCAGGAAAGCUUUUACAUGAAUUCAAGAGUCACGAAGGCCAGAUCCAGUGCAUAGACUUUCAUCCUAAUGAGUACUUACUAGCAACAGGUUCAGCUGACAAAACAGUUAAAUUUUGGGAUCUUGAAACCUUUGAAUUUAUAGGAUCGGCUGGUCCAGAGGCAACUGGAGUACAAUGUAUGACCUUCAAUCCUGAUGGAAAAAACCUUCUUUGUGGAUUGCAUGAAAGCUUGAAGGUUUUUUCAUGGGAACCCAUCAGAUGUCAUGACACUGUGGAUGUUGGAUGGUCCAGAUUAUCUGAUAUUAAUGUUCACGAGGGGAAGCUACUUGGAUGUUCUUACAAUCAUAGUUGUGUUGGAGUAUGGGUUGUAGACAUAUCGACAGAAAACACUGCAAAGACCAGUACGGCCAGGCAACAAAACUCCAAUCUAAUCAACAAGGAGUCGAAAUCUUUUCCAUCCAGGAGUACUACACCUAAUACACCUCAAAGGGUAAUUAAGGAUAUUGGGAUAAAGACAAGUACAGUUUGUUCACCUGGGAUUUCUGCUGUAACAGCAUCAAGUGUUGUUUCAAAGACAGCUACAGUUAGUUCAUUGAGCAUUCCUGUUACAACAGCUCCAGAGAGGAAUUUGCCAAAGAUUCAUGCAACACCCAAUACUUCAUUUGUUAACAAGUCAGAUGUUGCAUCAGUAAUGGUUCCUAAAAACGAUUCUAGAGUGGAACAAAUCGCUGAAUUACGGCAAGAAGGAGUUUCCGCAAAACUGACAGCCCUAGCCUUGCAGUCGAGAUCUUCAGAUUUUCGGAAAUAUUCAAGUACUACAGAUGAUUUGGGAAGGGCCAGCGUUUCAGGACAGUCUGAAACUGAAGUGUUCCAUACUAAUGGGCUUAGUGGUUCUAGUAGUAGUACUUCUCCUGCUGUUCAGACCUCAUCGAUUAGAACUUAUGCAGUUGAGAGAAAUGUGAAAGAUAUUAGAUCUACUGUACCUGCUAAAUUUCAGAUGAAACCAGCACCAGAGCCACCUAGCAGCCACCGACAUGAUGAUGUGACUCGAGCACAUAGAAAAGAUCAAGAUACUUCUGCUAUGGAAAGUCAACGAGCGGCAACAACGCGUUCUCUUCCUACAAACUGGGAGAAGAAAGAUCGAUCUCCAGGUCACAAGGGCUUUGCUUCCAGCAAUCUCUCUGGUGCUGUCUCUUCUGUCAACACACUACCUAAUGUGGAAAUGGAGCCUGUAAAUGAGGAAGAUACUAUUUCAGCUUUGACGGAACAACAUAAAAAAUUUGUUGGUUCAUUGCAGUCACGUCUAGCAAAAUUGGAGAUGGUUCAAAAAUACUGGGAAAGAAAUGAUAUUAAAGGGGCCAUUGGUAUGACAGAGAAGAUGUCUGAUAAUGCUGUCCUUGCUGAUAUUGUUAGCAUAUUGGCAGAAAAACCUGACAUUGUUACACUGGAUAUAUGCACUUGUGUCUUGCCACUCCUGACAAGCCUUCUUGAAAGUGAAAUCGAUCAGCAUCGGGGUGUUUCGCUGGUAAUGCUGCUUAAGCUGGUGAAGGUGUUUGGUUCAUUAAUCUAUUCUUCUUUAUCCGCGUCAUCAUCCGUUGGUGUUAAUAUUGAGGCAGAACAAAGGCUUGAACGUUGCAAUCUCUGCUAUGUCGAACUUGAAAAGGUUAAGCACUGUCUACCUGUUCUCACCAGAAGAGGGGGCACCAUGGCCAAGUCUGCACAUGAACUGAGUCUUGCGCUCCAAGAAGUAUCAUAAGUUAAAUACUGACUGAUAUCAGACUACAUAAGGUGUGAUUUAUUCGGACCUGAAUUCCAGUUUACUGAGAGCAUUUGUCUUCUCCGGAUGUAUUCCUGUCUUCUGUAAAUUUAUUGUAAGCUGAAAGCUUAGCCUGAAGCAUUCACUACCU
This is a messenger RNA of Daucus carota subsp. sativus, 2536 nucleotides long. Its product is annotated as katanin p80 WD40 repeat-containing subunit B1 homolog KTN80.4. Gene Ontology annotation, molecular function: microtubule binding. Gene Ontology annotation, biological process: microtubule depolymerization; microtubule severing. The transcript is spliced from 18 exons. Lineage: Eukaryota; Viridiplantae; Streptophyta; Magnoliopsida; Apiales; Apiaceae. The record is from RefSeq and is a predicted model, not a curated record. The annotation marks the transcript as partial. Gene Ontology annotation, cellular component: katanin complex.